CAGAUGAUAGAAAGAUAUUACGAAACAAAACUUGAAUUUCGAUCGAGGAACCUAGGAGAUUCUAAACUUUUUAUACAGGGUAGGAUCAUUAUUGUCAUUUGACCGUCUCUGCAACAACUAUUUCUUCAUCAGUCCUCUCCUUUUAGCACUAGCAGAACCCCAUUGCAGCUGCAAUGGCGGUUUCUGCUGAUGACAAAGAAUGUAAAGAAGAAGAGGUGAAUGAUUGUCCAAUCGAGGAAGUCCGGCUAACAGUUCCAAUCACCGACGACCCAACAAUGCCGACGUUAACGUUUCGAACUUGGGUGUUAGGGGUUCUGUCAUGCAUGUUGCUUUCCUUCAUAAAUCAGUUUUACCGGUUUCGACAGAACCCGGUGAGCAUUGGAUCCAUCUCUCUUCAACUGGCAAUUCUUCCGGUGGGAAAGCUGAUGGCUGCGACAUUGCCGGUGAAAACAGUGAGGGUUCCGAUGCUGGGAGGAGGGUGGUCAUUCUCGUUGAACCCUGGACCAUUCAACAUGAAGGAGCACGUCCUCAUCACCAUUUUUGCAAACGUCGGAAGUGGUGGUGUCUACGCGAUCCACAUUGUCACCAUUCUUAGAAUUUUCUACAAGCAGGACAUCCAACCCGUCAUUGCCAUUUUGCUAACCCUAACUACCCAGAUGCUUGGAUAUGGUUGGGCUGGUCUCUUUCGAAAGUUCCUCGUUGAUUCACCCUACAUGUGGUGGCCAGCCACCCUCGUUCAGGUGUCUCUGUUCAGGGCUCUCCAUGAGAAAGAAAUAAGGUUAAAGGGUAGAUUGUCAAGUUUCCAAUUCUUCGUGAUAGCCCUUGGCUCAUGCUUUGCUUACUCAGUUUUCCCAGCCUAUCUCUUCCCUUCAUUAACUGCUCUCUCAUUCAUAUGUUGGAUAUGGCCUAAGUCAAUCACAGCCCACCAAAUUGGUGCAGGGGUACAAGGGCUGGGUCUUGGAUCAUUUGCACUCGACUGGAAUGUGGUGACUGCCUUUUUGAGUAGUCCACUGUCCUACCCACCAUACUCCAUUAUAUGCUCGCUUGCGGGUGCCUUCCUCGCACUUUAUGUUUUAAUCCCGAUUGCUUAUUGGACCAAUUCUUUCGAGUCUAAGCGGUUUCCCAUUUUCUCCAGUGGGACAUUUGAUGAAUAUGGUAACAGCUACAAUGUUACACGGAUCUUGAACUUGAAGACUUUCGAGUUCAAUGAACAUGCUUAUGAUAACUACAGUAAGGUCUACGUCAGUAUCGCUUUUGCAUUUACUUAUGGUGCGAGCUUUGCAACAUUAGCGGCAAGUCUCUCCCAUGUAGCCCUUUUUGAUGGAAGAUCAAUUUGGCGACAAAUGAAGUCAAGCAUAAAAGAUAAGACUGGAGAUGUCUACAACAGGAUAAUGAACAAGUAUGAUUCAGUCCCACAGUGGUGGUUUUAUUCAAUCUUUGCGUCAGUGCUUGGACUAUCUGUUUUCACAUGUGAAGGUUUUGAUAAAAAACUACAACUUCCUUAUUGGGGGAUCCUAUUAGCCAUUGCUGUGGGUCUAGUUUUCACGUUGCCUAUUGGUAUAAUAACAGCAACUACAAACCAACAACCUGGUCUGAAUGUGAUCACAGAGCUAAUUAUUGGCUAUCUUUAUCCGGGAAAACCCAUUGCCAACGUGGCUUUCAAGACCUACGGUUAUAUAAGUAUGGUGCAAGCAAUCUUUUUCAUUUCAGAUUUAAAGCUGGGACACUACAUGAAGAUCCCUCCUAGAUCAAUGUUCAUAGUUCAGAUGGUUGGGACAUUGAUCAACAACAUGACCCAGUUCGGCACAGCAUGGUGGCUUCUAAAUGGUGUGGAGAAUAUUUGUGAUGUUCAUCACUUGCCAAAGGGAAGUCCAUGGACAUGCCCAGGUGACCAUGUAUUCUACAGCGCUUCCAUUAUAUGGGGAGUGGUUGGGCCACUUCGCAUGUUUGGGAAGCUUGGUGUGUAUGUGAAGUUGAAUUGGUUCUUCCUUGUUGGUUUUCUUUCACCAGUGCCAGUUUGGUGGUUAAGUCGCAAGUUUCCACAAUACAAAUGGAUACGACUCAUCCACAUGCCCCUCAUCUUCUACAAUGCUUCCUCCUUUCCAGAGGCUAAGGCUGUCAACUAUUGGACUUGGGGUAUGGUUGGCAUCUUCUUCAAUGUCUAUGUGUAUCGGAGGUAUAGAGGGUGGUGGGCUAGGCACAAUUAUGUUCUCUCAGCAGCCUUAGAUGCAGGGGUUGCUUUCAUGUCCAUCCUUAUCUAUUUUGUUCUCGAAAUGAAUGGGAUCCCUGGUCCAGAUUGGUGGGGUUCAGAUCAAGGUGAUCAUUGCCUUUUAGCAUCUUGUCCUACACAUCCAAGGAUUAAGGUUGAUGGAUGCCCAUCUGUUUCAUGAGAUUUCUCUCCUUUUUCCUUUUUCCCUUUCUUUUGAGAAAAGUUCCUCUAAGCGAACAGCUCGGAAAGGAAUCUCCAAGCAGCCUGCUGCAUUUUUGCCACGUGGAAGAGUGAUAUGAUAAUUCUGACCCUAGGAAGGAUAUCUAGAGAGCGGUAUUGAUUGACCAGUACUAUCAAAUUUCAGAACCUAAUUCAAUCAAAUACCCUCCUAUAUAUUGGCAUCAUCCCAAUAUUUUUCCAUGCUCACUUACUGUAACUCCGGCAAUUACUGUGUACAGUCUUGGAUUUUUGAUAACCUGUAUUUAGCCACCUUAAAAUUUUUGAUUGGGUUGAAACUUCAAAUGUGGGCAGGGGAAUUAGGGUUUAAAUGUCGAUAAAUUUUGAGCCCCACCUGUUUUACCACAUGGCAGAUCUCUAGCUGCCUGCUUAGAGAACCAUCUCCCUUUUUUUUGGCCCUUUUAAUUGUAUUUUUUUGUAAAGUAUACUUUAUUUAGUUUUAGGCAAAAUUUUUCUGAAUAGUUGAAAUCAAUGGAUAGGGAUUGAUAA
Messenger RNA from Telopea speciosissima, 2935 nucleotides. RefSeq names its product oligopeptide transporter 1-like. The record is from RefSeq and is a predicted model, not a curated record. Gene Ontology annotation, molecular function: oligopeptide transmembrane transporter activity. The transcript is spliced from 7 exons. The coding region runs from base 174 to 2390 and encodes 738 amino acids. Gene Ontology annotation, biological process: transmembrane transport. Lineage: Eukaryota; Viridiplantae; Streptophyta; Magnoliopsida; Proteales; Proteaceae.